Molecule: messenger RNA, 3750 nt
Organism: Entelurus aequoreus (snake pipefish)
Lineage: Eukaryota; Metazoa; Chordata; Actinopteri; Syngnathiformes; Syngnathidae
Gene: sesn1
Product: sestrin 1
Exons: 10
Coding region: 154-1797 (547 amino acids)
Biological process (GO): regulation of response to reactive oxygen species; cellular response to L-leucine; cellular response to leucine starvation
Cellular component (GO): nucleus
Molecular function (GO): L-leucine binding; oxidoreductase activity, acting on peroxide as acceptor
Source: RefSeq, a predicted model, not a curated record
UUUACCAUGUAUUUGCAGCCUCCUUCUGAUAUUACGGUGAGCGAAGGGAGCUGGUCACUGUUGUCUGUGGAAAAGUGUCCAGUUGCUAAGACGAACACCGAAGAAUGUGAAUAAAUUUCCUUGUACAUCAAAAACACAACAUCAUAUCAGAAGAUGGACGCGCAGGACCAGGAGUCUCUGACCAGGUGGGACAGGCUGGGCAGCCGUGACACUAGCUCCAGGAUGGCCGCCAUGGAGCACAUUCGCCAGGAGGUAAUGAGGAAAGUGGAAGCUAUCGGGCCUAUAGCACCAUGUUCGCCAUCACCUGCACCGUCUGGGUGCCCCGCUGGCAGCGACCUGAACGUCACCCUGGCUCACCUGCUCAUGCUCACCAAACGUUGUCCUUUUGACGAUGUAAAGGAGAGAUGCCUUCGACUCUUACAGGCUGUCCAGGAUCUGGGAGUGCGUAUCCCCAGGCCUCUCGGGAACGGACCUAGCAGAUUUAUCCCUGAAAAAGAGAUUCUCGGAGUCAGUAAAGUGGACACCAGGACACAGUCGAUAUUUGAGGAUGCGUUCGCCGCCCUCGGUCGCCUUGACAACAUCUCCUUGGUGAUGGGCUUCCACCCUCAGUACCUGGAGAGCUUCCUUCGGACGCAGCACUACCUGCUGCAGAUGGACGGGGCGCUGUCGCUGCACUACCGCCACUACAUCGGCAUCAUGGCGGCAGCGAGACACCAGUGCUCCUACUUGGUCAACCUGCAUGUGAACGACUUCCUCCAAGUCGGCGGAGACCCCAAGUGGCUCAACGGGUUAAAAGAAGCCCCGCAGAAGCUGCAGCAGCUCGGCGAGAUCAACAAAAUCCUGGCCCACCGUCCUUGGCUGCUCACCAAGGAGCACAUCGAGGGUCUCCUGAAGGCAGAGGAGCACAGCUGGUCCCUGGCGGAGCUCAUCCACGCCGUGGUCCUCCUCACACAUUACCACUCCCUGGCCUCCUUCACCUUCGGCUGCGGCAUCAUGCCAGAGAUCCACUGUGACGGCGGCCACACCUUCAGACCCCCCUCCCUCAGCCAGUACUGCGUGUGCGACAUCGCCAACGGCAACAACCACGGAAAUCAUCACGACAGUCAUCUUAGCAGCCAGGAGGUGUGCGGCGAGGUGGAGGUGCUAAUGGAGCGCAUGAAGCAGCUGCAGGAGUGCCGUGACGACGAGGAGGCCAGCCAGGAGGAGAUGGCCACUCGCUUUGAGCGGGAGAAGACUGAGAGCAUGCUGGUGGUCACGGCCGAGGACGAGGAAUGGGUGCCCUCUAGGGACAUCUCCCGACAUUUUGAGGACCUCAGCUACGGCUACAAGGACUUCUCAAGGCGGGGGGAGCACGUGCCCACCUUCAGAGUGCAGGACUACAGCUGGGAGGACCACGGUUUCUCCUUGGUGAACAGACUGUAUCCCGACGUGGGUCAGAUGCUGGAUGAGAAGUUCCAAAUGGCGUACAACCUGACCUACAACACCAUGGCAACGCACAAGGACGUGGACACCAGCAUGCUGCGCAGGGCCAUCUGGAACUACAUCCACUGCAUGUUCGGCAUCAGGUAUGACGACUACGACUACGGCGAGAUCAACCAGCUGUUGGACCGUAGCUUUAAGAUCUAUAUCAAAACCAUGGUGUGCAGUCCUGAGAAGACCACCAAACGAAUGUAUGAGAGCUUCUGGAGGCAGUUUCAGCACUCUGAGAAGGUCCACGUUAAUCUGCUUCUUAUGGAAGCGCGAAUGCAAGCAGAACUGUUAUACGCUCUGAGAGCCAUCACUCGCUUCAUGACAUGAAGUGCUUUUGUCCUAGUUUUGUCUUUUAUAUAGAUUUUAUUACAUGUUAUUUCUCAUUGUGGGACAUUUCAAGAAAACAUUGUGGCGAGGGAGACUUACUGGAUGGAUGGAUGGAUGGAUGGAUGGAUGGAUGCUGAGAAGACUAGAACAAAGAAAAAUGUCACAGGCAGUUGCUUUUUUUUUUUUUUUUUUGCGUGCAGUGCCAAAAGUGACCAGCAGAGGGAGGCCUGGUUGCCAGGCGUCCCAAGUAGUAUUGGAGCAUGCACCACCCUCUUCCACCUGACUGAAGACCCUUCUAGAAAAAAAAGAAGCUGUGCAACCACAACCAUUCUGCACUGUCAUCGUUGUUUGUAGUUUCUUUUUUGACAUCGUGUUCAAGGACAUGCUUGUGCCUGAACGAUGCUGCAGUGUGCCCGUUGCUGCUGCUGCUCCCCUCAGUUGCUUUCAGCGGGAGGGGGGGUCAUAUUGAUCGCCCCACACCCAAAAAAGACCUUCCCCAACCCUCAAUCAUAGUCCCUGUCCAUCUGCAUUAACCCAAAUGUCUGUGUAAGCUAAUUCUAUGUGUGUGCAGUGACUCAAAGAACACUGAGCCCUUUUUGAGUUGACUGUACGUACGUGUGUGUGUGAGAGAGAGAGAGUGUGUAUGUGAGAGAGAGAGGGUGUGUAUGUGAGUGUGUGACAAAAGAGAAAGUAGCUUUUGAAAUUUUCAUGUGUCAAAAAAGGAAUGCGAGGCACUUUGAAGGAGACUUCUUGCUUCUGCUGUAGCGCUAUUAUGAUAAGUGUUUCUGAUUAUUUGUCUGGCUUAUUGAGGAAAAAAUUGUCGAACCAGGUGCUUUUUGCCCCAACACACACACACACACACACACACACACACACACACACACACACACACACACACACACACACACACACACACACACACACACACACUGCUAGCUGUCUUCCGCGUUAACCCAGCUGCCAGGUCACACUUUAGGUUGUGAAUUUCACCAGUAAAGAAAAUACCUCUUCUGUUUUUCUCCAAAGUGCUCUUUGGUGAGUGCAGACCUUUUUUUUUUUUCUCUUCCCCCCUGCUUCUCCCCGUGCCGCCAUUGUUCCGAUUGUGGCCGAUUUGCAAGGCAAAAAGAUGUAGCUGUGCUUAUUAAGCCUAACUAGUGCAAAAGCAGCUUUUUUUUUUUUUUUAUGAAACCAGUGUUUGUUUUGUUCACUAAAACCAGUAAAGUACUGCGUUUUUCUUCUGGAGGAGUAAGCGAGAUAAGUGUUUAGACGGGGCGGUGAUGACAAAAGGAUGGUACCAUUGGAAGUUGUUGGAGAGAAGAAAAAAAAAGUGAUGUUUUUUUUGUUUUCCAAACUUCUGACUGAUGUCAGUUACUGACGCUUUUUUUUAAUAUAAAAAUAUAUAAAAUGGACAAAAAAAUAAACCUAUAACAUUGAAUUGUUGUGUAUCAUUUGUAGUGUAAAUUUGUUGGGUUGAUUGUACAAGAAAGCUCACUAACACUAAAUGAGGUGCGCAUUCUAGACAUGUAUGUGAUGGGAUCAUUCUGCACAGGUGUCGGUCAGCUCGAUGACAAUGUGAAUCAUCCCAUCCGAGUCAAAGUUAGAGCAGCUUAAUAAUUCUUAUGCACCUCACAAGAAAAAAACAUUUCCAAUGAAACAAUGUUACAUCAUCACCAGCACAAUCGCCAUCCCCUAAACUGCCUUCACUAGUGUAUGGUUUGUAGGGUUGCAAAGCAAACAACCAUAUCAGCUCAUAUUGCAUAUCAACCUGAGGAAUCAUGUUUAAAAAGUGUUACAAGGUUUGUACACAAAGUGCCGUUCCUGAUGUUUUGAUGUAAUGUGACUGAAAUGCUGUACUUUUAGAGGCUACUUGUAAGCACUGCCUGGGCCCCAAGUUUGUGUAACAAUAUUAAUAAUAAUAAAGUUUUCCAAAGGCUACACAUGUCUUGCUCCCUG